This is a messenger RNA of Syzygium oleosum, 395 nucleotides long. Its product is annotated as dolichyl-diphosphooligosaccharide--protein glycosyltransferase subunit DAD1. The record is from RefSeq and is a predicted model, not a curated record. Lineage: Eukaryota; Viridiplantae; Streptophyta; Magnoliopsida; Myrtales; Myrtaceae. Gene Ontology annotation, cellular component: oligosaccharyltransferase complex; membrane. Gene Ontology annotation, biological process: protein N-linked glycosylation.
GUUUCGAGAAGUGAGUUGAUGGAACGAGUUAGAUUUAGGGAGAUUGUCGCGGUUAGUUCUUAGACUUUCCAUUUACGGAGUAUCUGUUCAUUUCCCGUUUCGCUUGUAGAACACUCCCCACUCCAAGUCUCGCGCGGCUCAAAUCCCCUUACCGACUUACUUUGAUGUUAUAUAAACAGGUAGUCUAUAUGGCCAUGGUUGGAUCAUUCCCUUUCAACUCGUUCCUGUCCGGGGUGCUUUCUUGUUUCAGGACGGCGGUCCUUGCAGUUUGUCUCCGUAUCCAAGUGAACAAGGAGAAUAAGGAGUUCAAGGAUCUACCGCCCGAGCGUGCUUUUGCAGAUUCUGUUCUCUGCAGAUUGGUGCUUCACUUGGUGAUCAUGAACUUCCUUGGCUGA